CCCCUCAGCUCCCCGACAAACACAACAAGCUCCCCCCCUCACCCCCAGCAGAAAAGCCAUCUCUCGUACACAAGAUAGACACAAAACCCCGUUCCGCUUCCGUACACCCAGAGACACCCACUCCUAAACCCUCUGCGCAAGUCGAGCCUGCAGUCGACAAGAAACCAGACAAUGCCGAAGAACAGCCUCAGCCAGAUGCCGAAGACACCAUUGACAUGGAGACAUUCCAGCAAAUCCUCGAGCUUGAUGAAGACGACGAGCGGGAUUUCUCUCGCGGCAUGACUUGCGAGUACUUCAAGCAGGCAAAUACCACGUUCAAAGAUAUGGAUGACGCUUUCUCACGUAAGGACUUGGAGAAAUUAUCUUCGCUUGGCCAUUUCUUGAAGGGAUCCUCAGCUGCUCUCGGUGUCACCAAAGUCCAAGCAUCGUGCGAAAAAAUCCAGCACUAUGGUUCUUUGAGAGACGAAGAAGCAGGGGAACCCCUCGCACCCGAAGCAGCCUUGAAGAAAAUAGACCCUUUGCUGGAGAGCGUCAAGAAGGAAUACGCUGUAGCAGAGAAAUGGCUAAAGGAGUGGUAUAUCGAGACCCCGCAAGAGCCAGGGGCUCUGCAUGUGUCGACUUGACGGCGAUGCUGUCGUGGCUUGGUAUUGUAGCAAUUCCGCACUGUGGAGUGGGAUCUAAUUCAGGCAGUGUUUGGGAGAUGGUACCCGGGAAGGAUGGGCACCACCAGAAUCCAGGGCUUUGAGCCUUUCUGACACGAUGCUACUCGUAUUGCAGGUGUUGUAUGACUUUGCCAAAGUGUAUAUUAUGUCUCAUUUCUUUCGCUGUUUUGACUAAGUACCUCGCACUCUAAUUCCAUUUACGUCCAGUCUGUGUGUACACUUACGAGUCUCCGAACUUUUUUAACAUGCAGAUUAUGCCUGUGUU
Messenger RNA from Serpula lacrymans var. lacrymans S7.9, 927 nucleotides. RefSeq names its product histidine kinase, phosphotransfer Hpt (gene Hpt). The transcript is spliced from 3 exons. Lineage: Eukaryota; Fungi; Basidiomycota; Agaricomycetes; Boletales; Serpulaceae. Gene Ontology annotation, cellular component: cytoplasm; nucleus. Gene Ontology annotation, molecular function: protein histidine kinase binding; histidine phosphotransfer kinase activity. The coding region runs from base 216 to 623 and encodes 135 amino acids. Gene Ontology annotation, biological process: phosphorelay signal transduction system; phosphorylation. The record is from RefSeq and is a predicted model, not a curated record.